This is a messenger RNA of Colletotrichum lupini, 2067 nucleotides long. RefSeq lists its product as uncharacterized. The record is from RefSeq and is a predicted model, not a curated record. The transcript is spliced from 13 exons. NCBI's taxonomy places the organism in Eukaryota, Fungi, Ascomycota, Sordariomycetes, Glomerellales, Glomerellaceae. Bases 1 to 2067 code for a protein of 688 amino acids.
AUGAUCAAACCGCUGCUCGGAGUGUUCGUUGAGAAGGAUGUAUGCAAAUACACAAUCAUACUUUCAGAGUAUUGUUUGGAGGCAAAUCCACUUCCGAAUCAGGUCGCAUAUGUGUUCAUCGUGGAGAACCAAGCCACCCGUGAAUCGUUUAGACCAAAUGCUUAUCGAAUGCACAAUAAGCCCUUCAUCAUAAGUUCCGGUGGAUCAUCGACCAACCUCCAAGAUCGCCGACUACCUCAAUGCAAGGAAGUGACUGGAGGCACCGAUGAGACCAGCGCCUCUUUUCGGCAUACAAUCUCUCCGAAGCCCCCACUGGCUGCUGCCAACGCGCGCGCGACCAAGUGGAUUCUGCCGCCUGCUCUGCUUACUCGAUCUCUUUCGCCCCACGUCUCCGUGAUGUCCGGCACUGAAGACAGAGGUCUGUUCGACAACAUCCAAGACUGGGGCUUUCCGAAAUACGUUUCACCAUGGGACGUCCGCCAACUAGCGGCUACUGUCAUACCUGUCGACGAAGACGGGUCAAACAAAGCUCGACCUGCAUGUGAGAGAUGUCUCAAAUCCGGCCACAAAUGCCUGGGCUACGAGUUGCCGCUCCGCAUGCAAAACUUUGCCGCCACUGGCGAUGCUGGUGGUAGUCAACAACUAGUCAGAGUCUCAAACACGAGCUCGAGCACUGUUAUUCACCAGAACAUCGUCCCAGAGCUCCCGUUCACAGCUUUUCGUAACCGCAUGGCAUUUUCCCAUCUUGUAGCUCACUACCGCUGGGCUCCGUUUUGGAAACCUCUCUUUCGAAUGUCAUUAGACGGAGAAUUAGAUUCAGAUGUGGCCAGAGCCGAUUAUACGGGAAGCCUAGCGACUGCGCUCGGCUUCAUGGGAAAUUCUGUCAACGAGCCGAGCAUGGUGGCCGAGGGCUAUGAGUUGAAUGGCAAGGUAAUCAGAGCGUUGCAUCACGCUGUGUCAGCGAAGUCCAAUCAGGAGUUGGCGAGGUGGGCCUUCACAAUCAUUAUCCAUAGUCUUUACCAAAUAAAGAACGUGCCCAACGUUCCUCACUAUUACGGCAUGUCGAAAAUUAUAGAAAUGUGUGGGCCAGAGUGCUUUCAGCAAGAGCCAAUGUUGACCUAUCUACGCCAAAUUCGGGCACUUCAUAAUUGGCUGUGGCGUCAGGCGUGCAACUCCUUCAAUGAACAUGAUCACUCUUUUUUUGAAAAAACGACGUGGAAAACUAUCCCAUGGCGAUACAUACCCAAGACCUCACACGACCUGCUGAUGGACCAUUUUGUCGAUAUUCCCGGUCUCACUCUUUCUAUCGCAUCACGCAAUCGACCGUUAUUCAACAACGAGAUAGAGGCCGCCCGUGACAAGAUUGAUCAGCUUCUCAGGGAUCUACGUGACUGGAGAUGGCGCUGGAAGUGUGACAAUCCAGAUGCUGCAAGAGAGGCUGAUAUGCCUCUUGACGAAGAGAUGGAAGACAUUUCAUUGCCUUGGGCCAAGACGUUGGCGUCUAGGCCAAUCGAGGUGAAGACGCCGGAACAGGCUGCCGAGCUCAUCAUCUAUAAUGCUUCAAUCACGCAGCUUAUGAAUUUGCAGGUUUUGUUGGACACGGGAACGCGGCAUCCAAUGCCAUUCCCUAAAGAUAUCGACAAAGCCGUGCUCAAGCCAGCGGAAGAUCCUCUUUACACACCGAAUGAAGUCAAAUAUAGGUGGCAGCCGUCCAUGGAGGGCUUAAGGCUCAUGAGGCUGGCACCGAAGCUCCUAUCUGUUAGCAACGGUACCUCAGUAAUGCUGGCUGCAUCGCCCAUCGGAAUCAUAUACAACUCUCUACUUGCUACGGAGGGUCUUGGAAAUCUAUUUCUGUCAACGAUGGCGGGGCCGAGUGAUUAUACAAUCACAAUUAGAGAGCUUUCUGUCUUUCGCUUAUGCGUAAAGAUGCAAAUUGAUCACGUCGCCGACCACCAUAGCUCUUCGCACAUCGUUUUCCACCAUCAAAACCAAAAGAUUGCGUCGAGGGGGAAUCGAACCCCCGGCUCCCCGACGCUGCUGGAUGGCAACGGAGAAUUUUACCACUAA